AGCGUUUUCUGCCGUCGAUGCUUCGCUUUGAGGAAGGAUACUGUUUUGUGCUCUAUAGGGCUGCUUCACUUGAAUAACUCGCACGCACUUGCACGUACAGUUGAUUAAGAACACGGCUCGAGGGGGAGGGUGUAAUCCGGGAUCGUAGUCUGUACUGACCCGUGUGGGUACGUGGAUGUGUAGUGGACGUAGCGCACAGAACAAACGCUGGCGAUCAGUUCUGUCCAUUUCUUUCGAUGAAGAUCCUGCCAGUUGGCGGACAGUCUGGCUAGUUUCGGUAUUGCCAACAAAGCGUCGCCAUGAUGCCGGUAGCUAAAGGAAAAUUCAAUGACUUUUCCAUAUGUGGGCCCUAUCUCUUCAACCUACACAGCAAUAAAGUGAAAUGAUGCACUUACGUGUAGGAAUAAACUGUGCUUUUCGCUAUUUUUCUUUUUCGGCGUCUUAUAUCUUUAUUUUAGUCGCUUCAUUUGUUGCACCAAAGGGCGACGCUGUCGCUCUUAUCGCUUCGGCUGCCAUUCUGUUCGUCUGUCAUUCUGUUCUUCUGUUACCUUCCUGCCGCUUCCUAUGCACGUGCACGUUUUUUCGUGUGCUCUGGAGUUAAAGAUUACCUUCCUGUGCCCGUGAACGUACCUGCAAUCUCGCAAAAAACUAAGGGCACAAGGCGUGCUGUGUGGCUAUGCGGUAUGGUUACUCGGGAGUGAACAGCACGGCGAAUUUUUUUUUUUUUUUUUCCAUUUUCCCAGCGGGCGAGAGAUGGCGAAAUUAAGCUAAGCGUCCUGGCGGGGCUGACAUGGGAGCAGACGUACAAAUACUACUGCCUCUGCCAGGACCACUUUAUAGAGAGGGACUACGUCGACCCGGCCGAAACAAGACCGUUGUAGUCGGCUGAGCAGACUGCUGGGAGCGGAAGAGCGGCCCCUGAUCGAUAAAGGCAGUUCGGCAUGCCCGAAUUGGCUCGCGUGGCCCACCGUCGCGGAUUCGGCACACAGCUCCUCUUCACGGUAGGCGGCGAGGAGACGGACAACGCCAACUGGUCGCGACUGGCCUCCGACGAAGUCCGGAGGGAGGCACUCGCCAAGGAUCUCAAGGAGACGCUGGUGUCGCUGGGCUACGACGGCGUCAACCUGCACUGGGCGACACCUGGCGGGCGGUGCGGCCGCGCCAGCGACGCUCGCGCCCUCACCGACUUGGUGCGGCUCCUGAGGACGCGACUGCAUCGGCCGCUGGCGCCGCGCGAUUUCCUGCUCGCCGUGACGCUGCCGCCGCAGGAGCACUUCGUCGAGGUCGCGUCGCAGCUCGCGCCGCUUGCCAAGCUCGCCGACUUUCUCGUCGUCCAGGCGCACUCGUUGUACGGUCCCUCGAGCCCGUGGCCCCGGUGCGCGAGUCCCUACGAGGCGGUCCAGGGCCCCAGCGUGCGAUCCCUGCUGGACUCGCUCGCGGCGCGUCUAUUCCACGGCCACUGGGGCAAGCUGUGCAUCACGCACUCGCUGGCCGCCGUCACGUACCGCCUGGCCGACUACGGCUCGGCGGCCGUUGUCGGCAGAGUCGGUGAGCCUAGCGAAGGGGACGGCGCCAGUGUGGGACCCGGCGAGCCGCAGUCCGUCACCGGCACGCCCGGCAAGGCCGCCUACUUCGAGGUGUGCGGCUGGACGAGGCAGCGGUCGCGGAGCCGCGAGUGCAGCAUGCUUCGCAGCGGCUCCACGGUGGCCGCCCUCGAGGGACCCGAGGCGCUGCGACACAAGCUGGCGCGCAUGUCGCUCGACGGCCACGGCCGGCUGUGCAUGGCCGCGCUGGACACGCACCUGGACGACCCGCUGGGUGCCUGCGGCGGCGCCAUGAGCCCGCUCCUGAAGCGCCUCUACGAGGACCCGCUCGAGGCAUAGCCAUCCCCCGCUGGGACUUAAGAGGCAGCGGCCUCACCGUCAAACCAGCUCUACAUUCCAUGCUCUACUGCGGCCUUACUAAUGUCUCUCCGCUUUCUGCUUUCCUAUUUUCAUUCGCAUUUCGAUAGCUUUUGUUGAAUAAUUAGUGUUGCGUAUUGCGUCUAAAACGUUCAAUUUUGUUGUUGCAAAUGGUGGCAUUCCUUCAUUAUCUUUGCUGCGGGCUGACAAAUAAGCGAAUGCUUUUUAAAUAAAUAUCGACACUCCAGACGCA
Molecule: messenger RNA, 2154 nt
Organism: Dermacentor andersoni
Lineage: Eukaryota; Metazoa; Arthropoda; Arachnida; Ixodida; Ixodidae
Product: chitotriosidase-1-like
Biological process (GO): chitin catabolic process; carbohydrate metabolic process
Cellular component (GO): extracellular region
Molecular function (GO): chitin binding; chitinase activity
Source: RefSeq, a predicted model, not a curated record